GUGCUGAAUAUCAUUUCAUUUUAGUCAUAGAAAUUGAAUUUUUAUCUCUACAGAUAAUAAAAUGGAUUCAACUAAUCAAGUUAUAUCAAUAAUUCGAAACCAUCCAACUGUGGAUCAUGGCAUCAACUACAUCACAACCAUCUUAAACAGAAUGUCUAAUAUGGCUUUGACUAUGUUUCAACAACGGAAUAAUCAGAUUAAAAUGAAAAGCAGUGGAUAUUCAGAUGAUUUGAUUAACUGGAUGGGAAAUCUACCAAAUUCGAUAAGAGAAAGCAUUCCAAUCAUAAAUUUAGCUAUUCCUGGAACUCAUGAUUCUGGAACUUACUCAAUUAAUGCUGAUUCAAAACUUGCACCUGAUGCAGCUGACUUUAUUCGCCAAAUAUAUGCAUUUAGUCCUUGGGUUCUUCAUAGAUGGGUGAAGACUCAGAAAUAUACAUUUAAGGAACAACUUCAGAAUGGAAUAAGAUAUUUUGACUUGCGAAUCUCUACUCGCAUUGAUGAUGACAAGUUUUAUUUUGUUCAUGGAGUCUAUUGCGAUGAAGUAACUCGUCCAUUCGAGGAAAUACGAGAUUUUCUUAAAGAUCAUCCAAAAGAAUUUGUGAUUUUUGACUGUCAGCAUUUCUAUGAUUUUGAAGCUUAUCAUCAUCAGAAAUUUUCAGAACUUCUCAUUCAACUUUUUGGAACUAGAAUCUACGAAAGAAUUCUUUAUGAAGAAGAAUUUCCUGAUCUGACACUUAACAAGGCAUUGAACCUUCACAAGCAAUUGGUUGUCAUUUAUCGGAAUGAUAAUAUUAACAAGUCAUUCUUCACAACUGAUCAUUUCAUAACUCCAUGGCCCAACGUUACAGAUGUAAAGAAAAUGGAAAGAUCGUUGGACAUCAGCAUUAUGUCUAGAACACCAUAUCAAGGACACGUGACGCAGCUUCUUUUAACACCAACUUAUCGAUUCAUUAUUGCAAGAAUCUACUCGUCUUUGAAGAUCAAAUGUGCUGAAGAAGUUGUUGACAAUUGUAAAGAAUACAUCGAAUCUCGAAAACCAGGUCCAUUCAAAGACUAUGAAGCUAGAAGAUCAAAUGUCUUUAUUGCAGACUUUGUUGACCUGGAAGAUAAUUAUUUCCCAAAAGCAAUCAUUGAUCUCAAUAUGAAGCUUCUUAAUCCAUAAAUCAAUUAAAUUACUUUAAGUAUCAAUCUAUGCAGCAAUUUAUUGUGAUGAUUCAUUAACCGGUUGAAUAUAACAUUCUGUUCUGUACACUUUAAGAUCUCGCUUUUAUUCAAUAAAAAUUAAUAGCAGACAAAAAAAAC
Molecule: messenger RNA, 1302 nt
Organism: Chironomus riparius
Lineage: Eukaryota; Metazoa; Arthropoda; Insecta; Diptera; Chironomidae
Source: the annotation of a GenBank genome assembly